AUGGCCGCAUCGUUCGUUCGAGCUGCAGGUCGUCACUCCGCCAAACGACUUUGCCUGCGACCGAGCUUCCAAACCGCCUCAAGACCGCCGCCUCUUCUCUCCCGUGCCAUUUCCACCGGCCCCAGGCAAAAUCCUAACCCUGAGGCUCCCGGCGGUCCUCUCAGCACGACUCUAAGCCCGACUGAUUCCACAUUUAGCGGACAUGCCAGCGAGUCCCCCGACACGAACUUGGGCGAUCAUUAUGAAACCAAAAAGAUUCGCCAUUAUACCGUCAAUUUUGGACCCCAGCAUCCUGCUGCACAUGGUGUGCUGCGGCUCAUUCUCGAGCUUAAUGGAGAAGAAAUUAUCCGAGCUGAUCCUCACGUCGGAUUGCUCCAUCGAGGCACGGAAAAACUGAUCGAAUACAAGACAUAUCUGCAAGCGCUGCCGUACUUUGAUCGAUUCGACUACGUCUCGAUGAUGACCAACGAGCAAUGUUUUUCCCUCGCAGUCGAGAAGCUUCUGAACAUUGAAAUCCCUGAGAGAGCGAAAUAUAUCCGGACGAUGUUUGGAGAAAUCACUCGAAUUCUGAACCAUUUGAUGUCGGUUCUUUCACACGCUAUGGAUGUUGGUGCUUUGACUCCUUUCUUGUGGGGAUUUGAAGAACGAGAAAAACUUAUGGAAUUCUACGAACGUGUGUCCGGUGCUCGACUCCAUGCUGGAUACGUUCGCCCCGGUGGUGUCAAAGCAGACCUUCCGCUCGGCUUGUUGGACGAUAUCUAUGCGUGGGCCACUCAGUUUGGAGACCGUAUCGAUGAAACCGAGGAGCUUCUUACCGAUAACCGGAUCUGGAUCGGGAGAACCAAGGGUAUUGGCGUCGUUUCGGCCGCAGAUGCUCUAAACUAUUCAUUCUCCGGUGUCAUGUUACGAGGAUCGGGUGUUCCUUGGGAUAUCCGGAAGAGUCAGCCAUACGAUGCAUACGACAAGGUCGAGUUUGACGUCCCAGUGGGCCAGAAUGGCGAUUGCUACGACCGAUAUCUGUGCCGUAUGGAGGAAUUCAGACAGUCUCUGCGAAUCAUUCACCAAUGCUUGAACCAAAUGCCUCCUGGCCCCGUCAAGGUGGAAGAUUACAAAAUUGCUCCUCCUCCUCGGGCCGCUAUGAAGGAGAAUAUGGAAGCACUCAUCCAUCAUUUCUUGCUCUUCACCAAGGGAUACACGGUCCCUCCGGGUGAUACUUACAGCGCCAUUGAAGCGCCCAAGGGAGAAAUGGGUGUCUACCUCGUGAGCGACGGCAGUGAACGUCCAUAUCGAUGCAAAGUCCGAGCCCCAGGUUUCGCACACUUGAGUUGUUUUGAUCAGAUCAGCCGCGGCCACCUUCUAGCUGACGCGGUAGCCAUCAUUGGUACGAUGGAUCUCGUGUUUGGUGAAGUCGAUCGGUAA
Molecule: messenger RNA, 1419 nt
Organism: Rhinocladiella mackenziei CBS 650.93
Lineage: Eukaryota; Fungi; Ascomycota; Eurotiomycetes; Chaetothyriales; Herpotrichiellaceae
Product: NADH-ubiquinone oxidoreductase 49 kDa subunit, mitochondrial
Exons: 2
Coding region: 1-1419 (472 amino acids)
Biological process (GO): mitochondrial electron transport, NADH to ubiquinone
Molecular function (GO): NAD binding; NADH dehydrogenase (ubiquinone) activity; quinone binding
Source: RefSeq, a predicted model, not a curated record